AUGACUGCCGUGGUGUCUGCUCCUAGUGUGCAAUCGGGCUCUCGCUUGGGAUGGUACAGUACUGGUAACGGAGGAGAAGGAGCUCUGUCUUCCGUGGACGACGAAGUAUCCCGGAUGUUUAUGCAACGGAAGUCGGUUCAGCGCUCAAACUCCUCAUCCUCUCUGGGGUCGACAACCUCCACGACUACGGUGAUCACAACCCAAGAUCCUAAUGCUGGUCAAGGUUCCGCCAGUGAAGGUACUUGGUCAUCGAAAAAGAAACCCGCAAGAAGUCCUUGGCCCAACGUCAAGUCAGAACCAGUAGCGGGCGUUACCAACGCACGAUCUCAGGCAGUCCCUGCAUUCCUAUCAGGGCCAACUGCAUCAUCUACAAUGUCCGCCAUUCACCAACCACAAUCUAUUGUUCCUUCACAACACAUGCUCCAAUCCUCACAACAGAAUGGCGUUCGACAGCAGGUCAACGUGCCCGCAGAACCGCCAGCCAUCCUGGGGUUGAUCCCAAUGAAUGGCACUUUCGAAAAGAAGCAAAUCAAUGUCCCCUUCUACCCCGAAGUUCUUCGGAUUGGCCGUCAGACCAAUGCGAAGACUGUACCAACUCCAAUCAAUGGAUUUUUCGAUUCCAAGGUUCUCUCUCGGCAACAUGCGGAGAUCUGGGCAGAUAAGACUGGCAAAAUUUGGAUUCGCGAUGUGAAAUCAUCCAACGGCACUUUUGUGAACGGCGUUCGUCUAUCUCAGGAGAACCGGGAAUCAGAGCCGCAUGAAUUGCGUGAGAAUGAUACUUUGGAAUUGGGAAUCGAUAUUGUCAGCGAGGACCAGAGCAGCAUUGUUCAUCAUAAAGUCUCAGCCAAAGUCGAGCACGCUGGUCUCUAUGGCUCGGCGCCAAACAUUCUGGAUCUUAACUUUGGAGAUCUGGACCCAGCUUCCGGUGGUGGUCUUCUUCCAUCCCCAUUGAGCCAACCACUCUCACACCUACGAGGAAGAUCCGGCAGCAAUGUGAGCAAUCGCAGUGCCCAGAGCGCUGCUAGUAGCCAACUGAAUGCCAUGCAUCAGCAAAGGCAGAUGAACUACUGGAACUCGCCCAUUUCUGUUGAGCAAGUCGUCAAGAGACUUACCGGCGAAUUAAAGCAAGCCAAACAGCAGGCCACGGAUCUACGCCAGACUGACGAGUUCCUGACCGCUAUAAUGAAGCCAGGCUACGCCGAGAAAGAGAAAGCUAGCAAGCCGUCAUCUUUUGAAAGCAAUGGACCUCGUCAAUUAAACGGACGCCCCAAAAUGCCUCGCGUCGACUCUUUCUCCCGAUUCUCAGAUCCCCCCGCCCCUCCCCCUCAGCAACCACUGCCCGAGAAACCGGACGCUCUAUCACGAAGUGCUUCGGAUGCCUUCUCACCCUUGAAGCGCAGUGAUACCGAGAAAACAAAGCCAGCUACAAGUUCUCCUGUUUCGCGGGACUCGAGCCAGAUCUUGAACCUUAUUGAGGCGCUUUCAUCCGCGAAGCGAGAAAUUGAUACCCAAGGUGCCCGUGUUAAGGAACUUGAGACUCUUGUUCUUCAAGAAAGAGCUGCUCGCGAAUCAGCAGAAGAAAAGGUCAAGAAUUUAGAGAUGCAGUUCACGCAACAAAUCAAUGGAGCAAUCCAAUCCGAAGAUAGUCCUGCUGAACAAGAGUUGGAUGCCAAUCACAAGCACAACGACUCCGAAAAACCCAAUGGCUCAGUUUUGCCAUCUGAGUCAUCUUCCGCUCCUGCAGACUUGUCAGAGCCUCCCGCCAGCGUGGACACUACAAAGCUUGAGCAUCGGUUGGAAAGCAUGAUGCAAGAAAUGGAGGAGAUGAGGAAGCAGAUGGCUUCGUUCAAGGAUCGUGCAGAGAAAGCCGAGGUGGAAAAUGACCAGUCCCGUACGUCUUUGGCGGAGAUGAUUGAGACACUGCGCCGGGAACGUGCCGAGAAGGCUCUCACUACAACCCCUGCCUCAAAGUCGGAUUCCCAAGGUCAUGACCAGUCAAAGACUGCUGCCGGCCCGGCGCCCCCGAUCGAGAAUGGCUCAGUGGACCCCGAUAAGAAUGGUGGUUCGCCAGUGAAGCACUUGGAUUCACCCUCUGCAGAGAGCAAAGAGAUGGGUGCCGCCGCUACCGCUAUGGCAACAGAGUGGCGCCGACGCCAAUUAUUGCAUGACUCAAGUCCUUAUGCGUCCAUGUUUGGUGUUGUCCUGCUUGGAGUUGGCAUCAUGGCCUAUCUCAACGGGUGGCAAAAGCUGGAUAAAUGA
Penicillium odoratum is the source of this 2259-nucleotide messenger RNA. RefSeq lists its product as uncharacterized. Gene Ontology annotation, molecular function: protein binding. Gene Ontology annotation, cellular component: cytoplasm. The coding region runs from base 1 to 2259 and encodes 752 amino acids. Lineage: Eukaryota; Fungi; Ascomycota; Eurotiomycetes; Eurotiales; Aspergillaceae. The record is from RefSeq and is a predicted model, not a curated record. The transcript is spliced from 2 exons.